This is a messenger RNA of Cucurbita maxima (winter squash), 2877 nucleotides long. Its product is annotated as LRR receptor-like serine/threonine-protein kinase IOS1. Bases 59 to 2692 code for a protein of 877 amino acids. The record is from RefSeq and is a predicted model, not a curated record. Gene Ontology annotation, biological process: protein phosphorylation. Gene Ontology annotation, molecular function: ATP binding; protein kinase activity; protein binding. NCBI's taxonomy places the organism in Eukaryota, Viridiplantae, Streptophyta, Magnoliopsida, Cucurbitales, Cucurbitaceae. The transcript has 12 exons.
GCUGACAACCAAUCUAAGUUGUUAUCUGCACCAAAUCUGAGAGAAAUUCCAAAGGCAGAUGAUGAACACAAGAACAAGAUGCUUACUGGUUUCUCUAGCUCUUGUACUAGCUGUUCAAGCUCAAGAUCAAUCAGGUUUUAUAAGCUUGGAUUGCGGAUUACCAGCAAACUCAAGAUACAAAGAAUCAAAGACAAACAUAAACUACAUGUCAGAUGCAGCUUACAUAAACAGUGGUGAAAGCCAGAGCAUAAACUCAACGUUCAAAAGCUUAUUUGAUAGACAACUACAGUCCCUUCGAAGCUUUCCUCAAGGCAUCAGGAACUGCUACAAUAUAAGCAAUAUUAUCAGUGAAAGGAAAUACUUGAUUCGAGCAAGCUUCUUGUAUGGAAAUUAUGAUGGGUUGAGUAGCUUACCAAUCUUUGAACUCUACUUUGGAGAUAGCUUGUGGGUUAAAGUGGAGAAUUUGUUUGAAUAUGUUGAGACCUACAAAGAAAUUAUACAUAUUCCAUCAGCAAAUAGAGUGCAAAUCUGUUUGAUUAAUACAGGAAAUGGAGCACCUUUCAUCUCUGCAUUGGAGUUUAGACCUUUACCUGAUGAAUCUUACCCAAUUCAGUUUGGAUCCUUCUUGAAUUUUGUUCGUUUGGAUAUGGGGUCAGUAACGAAUGUAUCAUACAGGUACCCUUACGAUGUUUUCGAUCGAAUUUGGAGUCCUUUCAAUAACAAGAACUUCAGACAAUUAAAUACCUCUCUUACUAUAGAUGCCAAGGACCACACCCUGCAUCAUCCAGCAGCCAUUGUGAUGGGAACUGCCAUAACCCCAAAGAAUGCAACUCAAUCUAUUGAACUUUGGUGGGAAUCAGAUGAUGAAAAUACUCAAUAUUAUAUAUAUCUUCACUUUGCUGAGUUAGUAGAGCUUCAACCAAAACAAUUCAGGGGCUUCAACAUCAGUCAUAAUGGAGAAUAUUGGGGUGGACCUAUUGUUCCUGAUUACUUGUAUACAAGCAGCAUUUAUAGCACUAAACCAUUGGGAUUCCCUCAAAAGCAACACAAAUUUUCAUUCUUUCGAACUGAGAAUUCAACACUUCCUCCAAUAAUCAAUGGAUUAGAAGUUUAUUACCAAAUUCAAGUCUCAGAAUUAGAAUCAGAUCAAGGAGAUGUGGAUGCAAUGAGGAAAAUAAAGUCAAUUUAUGGAGUAAUGAAAGAUUGGGAAGGAGAUCCAUGUAUCCCGAGAGCAUAUCCUUGGAGUGGUGUAGGUUGUACCAAUGAGUCAAUCCCAAGAAUCACAUCACUGAACUUGUCAUCAAGUGGUUUGACAGGUGACAUAUCUCCAGAUAUCUCUGAUCUAACAGCCUUAGAAACUCUGGACUUGUCAAACAACAGCUUAACAGGAGAACUGCCUGAUGCUCUAUCAAAACUGUCAAACCUCAAAGUUCUAAACUUGGAGAACAACAAUCUCUCAUGUCCACUUCCACCUGAACUCAUAAGAAGACUCAAUGAUAGCUUACUAUCAUUACGCAUGAAAGGCAAUCCAAAUCUAGAAGCACAUUCUUUAGUUCAAUGCACCGGAAAGCAGGAAGAGGAGAAACAUAAGGAGAAGAACAAGUUCAUCAUUCCAGUAGUAGCAUCAGUGGGAGGCGUGCUUGCCAUUGCCACCAUUGCAGGGGCUGUCUUUUGUAUAGCUAGAACAAAAAGGAAAGAAGAAGAUAAAGAGGUCUUGGAGGUUGGUAGCAGUUCAUUGGAAACUAGAAGGCAGCAGUUUACUUAUUCUGAAGUUGUGAAAAUGACCAACAAUUUUGAGAAGAUUCUUGGUAGAGGUAGCUUUGGAGCGGUUUACCAUGGGUUGGUUGAUGAUAUUCAAGUGGCUGUGAAGAUGAUAGCUCCAUCAGCAAUACAAAGCAACGAUCAAUUUAAAGCAGAGGUUACCACACUUCUUAGAGUUCACCACAGGAACUUGACAAGCCUUGUAGGGUACUUGAACGAAGGAACUCACCUUGGCCUCGUUUAUGAGUAUAUGGACAACGGAAGCUUAGCACAGCGCCUUUCUGAGAUGGGUUCAGGAGUCAUAAGUUGGGAAGAUAGACUACGAAUAGCUAUGGAUGCAGCUCAAGGGCUUGAGUAUCUACACUAUGGUUGUAAGCCUCCAUUAGUCCAUGGAAAUAUGAAACCAACAAACAUCUUGUUAACCAAAAAUUUUCGAGCUAAGCUUUCCGACUUCGGUAUCUCUAAGAGCUACCCAACCGAUGAUAAGACCGGUUAUCUCGACCCGGAGUAUAGAACAUCAAACAGGCCAAGUCCAAAAAGUGAUGUGUAUAGCUUUGGGGUUACUUUGUUGGAGAUGGUGAGCUGCAAACCAGUGAUAUCAAAAUCUCAAGGCCAGGAUUCAGUUCAUAUAAUUAAAUGGGUUGGUUCCAUGGCUGCACAAGGUGAUAUUAUGAACAUAGUAGAUCCAAUAUUAAAAGGAGAAUAUAGUAUGAACUCUGUCCGGAAAGCAUUGGAAGUAGCAAUGGCUUGUGUAUCAGUGAAUGCCGGGAGAAGGCCAACAAUGAGUCAAGUGGUGAAAGAACUGAAAAGUUGCUUGGCUGCAGAAAUGAGCCGAACACCGGAUAGCCACCCUCCUUAUUCGACUGAGUCCAUUGAAAUGACAUCCAUCUUUAUGGUGUUGCCCCCUCGACCGGGUCCCGUGGCGAGGUGAAUUUUGUUGGAACGUCGUCGUCUUCCUCCUCCUCCUCCCUGUUCCUUUGGUCUUGGAUUUUCCCUUCCAGAAUUUAUCAAAGUUGUUGGAUUUGAUCAUUAGGCUGUUGAAACCUGAAAUGUACAAAUUUUGCUUUCAACUUGAACAGUAACCUCUUCUUUGUAGAAUAUAUGUAAAUAAGUGUG